AUCACAUGUCGGCCAUUGAACAGGAAUGUUGACGGAUUCCCCUCCGUCUAUCUCUUCCAGUCAGCACAGUGAGCUCUUCUGCAUAACUGCCGCCGUGUGUGGAUUCUUGACCCAAGAAAGAAACCAGGGGCGGGGGAAGAUCACUAAGCCCAACGAUUUGGGAUUGGGCUGUGUUGGGAUUCCCAACUUGGGAUGGAACUGAUGCUGGAGAUGGGGUCAUUUGACCCAAUCCCAGACACCUAGAUCAUCUGCCUGCCCUCUUCUUUUUGGGCAUCCUCACAAUGGUGUCCUUGAAGGAAAUGAGAUUGCUCCCUGUCGUCAAAAUAAGCAUCAAAUUCAAUCCAUCGCCCGUCACAAUCUCCUGCAGGCAGAACAUUCCAGCCCGCCGUGACAGUAGCCUCAAACUCUUCUUGUCCUAGCCCCCACCACGCAGGGUGGGACGCGCAUUAGGGGGCCCGUCAUGAUUGGCGACUCGCUCGCCGAGUUUGCCUUCACCCGUAUCGCCAUAUUCCUUCUGCACUACUCCAUUCCCGUCGGCCUGGCCCUCCUCGUCGCACUGCAAUGCACCACGGGCGUCGUCUCGUGGUGGCUGUGGCCGGGAACCGGGCCCGGUCCGUCGUCGUUCGCGCGGGUACUCGCUGCGACCAUCGCCGCCGUCGUCGCCUUCGACUCGGCCUUCGCCCUGGUCGUCUACCUGCCUUAUAGGAGGCGCGCGGAGCGGCUGGUAGCCUCGUACCCGCCACCCAUGUCCCCGCUCCAGAGACGAAAGCUUUUCGAUACUUGCUUCGAAAACGUCCCCGACUGCGAGACGUACUUGCGCGGCUGGUUUCUAGGCGCCGAGAUACGUGACAUCCGCCGCGACAACGUCCACGAGUUCCUGGCCUGGGCCUUUUUCGACCGCGACUCGUCGGCUGUCUCGGCAACCGUCGAAUCUGGCCUGCUGCUAGAUCAGGACGAGGAGGCGGAGCUGCAGGGCUACCUGGACGAGAUCGACGGUCGCCUGCGCGCUGCUGCAUCGAGCGACGGGGUCGGCCUGCUCCCGGGCCACGGGCCAGUGAGAUCGCUCCGCCUCAGCGUCGACGAGGUCCAUAUGCGCUUCCGCAGUUUUAUCUGGUAUCUCAUCGUCAUGGCUGUCGAUAUCUUCACCCACCUCACGCUCACUUCCAUGGGUUUCAAGUACCAUGCUCCUCCAAUGGCGGGCGCCCUGCACGUCCUGCCUCCACGGCCACAACUGUGGCUGCCAAAAGCCCUUGUGCCUCGCGGCCCCUCUCCCUCGGCGUCGAUGGCGUACUGGCACCGCCCGCACAUGUCGCAGACCAGAAAGCCCGUGUUGUUCAUUCAUGGCAUUGGCAUCGGCCUUUUGCCGUACAUGAAAUUUAUGUUCGAGGUGGCGGCCCGAGACACGAACGCUAGCGAUGACGGCCAAGUAGGCAUCAUCGCUCUCGAGAUCCUCCCCAUUUCAAUGCGAUACGCCGGGGCACCCUUAGAUAAGGAGACAUUCCUCAAGAGCGUGUCUGAUAUCCUGGGGCACCACGGCUGGACCACGCGGGAUGUGGCUGAUGCUGGCAAUGCUGAUGGUGAUGGUAAUGAUGAUGAUGGGUUUGUGCUGGUCUCGCACUCGUACGGCUCCGUCCUGACGACACACAUCCUGCGGGACAUGGAGCUCGGCGCUCAAGUGUCAGCCGCCGUGCUCAUCGACCCCGUCUCCCUGCUGCUGCACAUGCCCGAGGUGGCCUUCAACUUCACCCGGCGCCUCCCCCGCCGCGCCAACGAGUGGCAGCUCUGGUUCUUUGCCAGCAUGGACCCAAGCACCGCCCUGACGCUGGCGCGGUACUUUUUCUGGCAGCACAACGCCAUCUGGAAGGAGGAGCUCCUGUGGCGGGCUUGGAGAGGCGGGAGAGCAGACGCGGCUGAGGAUACAUAUGCACAUGCACAUGCUGCUGCUGCUCCUACUGCCAACAACGCCAAAUUGCAGCAGCAGAACCCGCCGCGGACUGGCUGGGCAACCGAUUAUUCCUGCGGGCCCGUGGCCCGUGGAGUUGAUAUCACCGGCCCUGUGGGUGCCGCUCCUCCUGCGCGUGUCCGAAAGCGGAAGGUCGCUGUGUCGCUUGCCGGAUGGGACAUAAUACUCGAUGCGAGGCGGGUCGCCGAGUACCUCCUCCGCGAUGGAGGCAAAGGGCGACCCACAACAUCGGGCCACUCGGAAAUCCGAGCCGGGCGGGCGGGCUCGCGAGAUGGCCCAGUGGCGCCCAGUGGACUUCUGCCGCCCGCCGCAACCGGCGAGGAGGGCGAUGGGACGGGAGGCUACACGACGAGGUCGGGGAUUGAGAUGCUCUACUUCCCCACGCUUGAUCACGCGCAGGUCUUCGAUAAGGAUGCGGAGCGGAGGCGCGUAGUCCACGUGGUGAGGAGGUAUUGCAGGGACUAGUCGCACCCUCUGCCGAGGUCUUUUUUUUCUUCUUCGUAAUGGGACAUCGCCUUGCAUAACAUUGGAUCCCCGUGGGU
This is a messenger RNA of Gaeumannomyces tritici R3-111a-1, 2505 nucleotides long. RefSeq lists its product as hypothetical. The transcript has a single exon. Lineage: Eukaryota; Fungi; Ascomycota; Sordariomycetes; Magnaporthales; Magnaporthaceae. The record is from RefSeq and is a predicted model, not a curated record. The coding region runs from base 461 to 2428 and encodes 655 amino acids.